GGCAGUUUUAAAUACAGGACGUCAAAGAGUCGAGGUUACAAACCAUCAAAACUAAAAACGGAAAAUAACCAAAAGAGGAGGGCACGUGUUUGCUCUGUGGCGUCCUCCUCUUUCAGGUGCACGGAGUCGAUACAGGUGAACGUGUCACCAAAGUGAAAGUGAAACUGAAAGUAACACAGAUACAUGUCUGCAGCUAACAGUUAGCUAACAGUGGACACGGUUCAGGGGGGAAAACGCACCAUUCAACGUCCUGCAGUCUCGUCGUCCACCAAAGGAAAAUGGAGGACGUGGCAGCUCGUGGGUUAUUCAUUCUUAUUUUCGACGCGGUGCUUUGUUUGGGACUGUGGGUCGGACUGGUGCAGCUGAAGAGCUCCGGCUGCGGUGGGCUGCCAGGUGUGUGGGCCUUCGGGGCCGUGAAGUGGGCCGUUCUCCAUGUUUUCGCCGUCACGCUGACUGACGGGAGGCCGGAGGCUGUGCUCCGCAGGCUGGUGGCGCUCCUCUGCCUCCUCUCUCCCGUCUUUGAAAGUGGACGUGUCCUCCUGACGCCUCACACGGGACCGUCUCCUGACCUCGGCAUGCUGCUCCUGGGCCCCGUGUCCGCAUCGCUGGCCUGCGUGGUUUGGGAAAAGUACCUCUGUGGUGGUUCAGAACUGACAAAGGACGACGUCAAACUGGAUACCAAGCGGCUGCUUGUGAGGAUGCUGAAAUACUUCAAACCAGACACCUUUUACCUGAUCGCAGCUUUCAGUUUCCUCAUCUUAGGUGUCAUCUGUGAUACAUUCAUCCCAUUGUAUCAGGGGAAGGUCAUCGAUAUGCACAGAGGUCCAGUCCUUCAAACCAGCUUCUGUUAUGCUAUUGGACAGCUGGCUCUCGUCUCUCUUGGAAGCUCUCUGUUCUCCGGCUUAAGAGGAGGAAUAUUUAUGUGCACGCUGGCCAGACUGAACAAGAGACUGAAGCAUCUGCUGUUUCACACCCUUCUGCAGCAGGAGGUGCACUUCUUUGAGGAGAACAACCCUGGACGUCUGUCCUCCCGCCUGCACUCGGAUGUGGACCGGAUGGGCCGCACCGUUGCGCUGAACUCCAACGCGCUGGUUCGCAGCACGGUGAAAAGCGGCCUCAUGCUCACAGUGAUGUUGAACCUGUCCUGGGAGCUCACGGUGCUCACCUGCAUGGAGAUGCCACUGUUGGCCAUCAUGCAGAAGAAAUACAUCACCAUGUCUCAGGAGCUGAAGGACCAGAUCCAGGACUGCCACGCUCAGAACAAGGACCUGGCUCACCAGACGAUCGGCGGGAUCCGCACGGUCCGCAGCUUCAAGGCAGAGAAAGACGAGCUGAGGAGGUACAACGAGGCUCUGGACUGCAUGUGCGCCGUGAAGACGCGUUCGGGAGUCUACAGCGCCGUCUUCCUGUUAGUACGGAGGCUGGUGAGUCUGGGGAUAAAGAUACUGAUGCUGGUUCAGGCCCGCGCUCUCAUCUCGUCGGGUCAGCUCAGCAUCGGCAGCCUCGUGUCCUUCUUCUUGUACCAGAAGCCCAUGUCAAAUAAUUUAAAGGAGAUUAUGUAUUGCUACAGAGAGACGAUGUCGACGGUUGGCGUCAUCUCCAAAGUCUUCAGUUAUCUUGACAAAACACCAAAGUGGAAGAAGGAGGGACAGUUAGCUCCUGAGAGGCUGGAGGGGAGAAUUGUUUUCCAAAACGUCACCUUCACAUACCCCUCAGCUCCCGAAGACAAACCAGCUCUGAAGUCCGUUUCUAUGGAGCUUCAGCCGGGGAAGAUGACAGCCCUGGUGGGUCCCUCCGGCGGGGGAAAGAGUUCCUGUGUCGGCCUCCUGAAGAGGCUGUACGAGCCUCAAGAGGGACAGAUCCUGCUGGACGGAGAGCCGCUGCACCGUUACAAACACAAAUACCUCCAUCAAAAGAUGGCCCUUGUAUCCCAGAAUCCUGUGCUGUUUUCUGGUUCACUGAGAUACAACAUAGAGUACGGCCUGCGGGACUGCACCAUCGAGAAGGUGAGGGAAGCUGCAAAGAAAGCCAACGCAGACGACUUCAUCUCUGAAAUGGAGAACCAAUACGACACAGAUGUCGGGGAAUGUGGUGGAGCGCUUUCAGAAGGACAGAAGCAGUGCAUCGCCAUCAUCAGAGCUCUGGUUCGAGAGCCGCAGGUCAUCAUACUGGACGAGGCCACCAGCAAACUGGAUGUGGAAGUGCAGCAUGCUGUGCUGCAGGAGGUUCUGGCUCGCGGUCGGACGGUCCUGGUGGUGGCUCAUCAGCUGAAGACUGUAGAGAAGGCGGAUCACAUCGUCUUCAUAGAGAAGGGAGCCGUCGUGGAGGAGGGGACGAACCGAGAACUCAUGGCCAAGAGGGGGCGGUACCACCGUUUGAAGGAGGAGCUGUUCAGUAAAGCUCGAUAAAUUAAGUUUUACUGUUUUCUACACGAGUUUUAGCUGCAACGAGUGUUGUCUCGUAAUUCUAACUGCUAGAACAUAGAAGAAUCAUUAAUAUCAGCUAAUAGUCCAGCUACGGUUAUCUACUGACCAGACCAAGUAGCCGCACCAUCAAGUGUAUUUAAUAGAAGCAGGAUUUGCUUUUGUUUAUGAAUUCAAGUUUCAUUUGAGAAGAAAAAUAUGUUUGUUUUUUGUCACCAGUGUUUCAAAAAUAAAGAUUCCUCCGCUACGGAUUUAGAUACUUACUUUUAUGAUAUUUUGCACUUUUACUUGAGUAAAAUGUUAAUGUGCAGGAGGAGAGCUAGUUAGCGUUAGCUGUUAGCUACACAUGGUCCUAUAGGAGGCUGCAUUAAGUUACAUUUUGAUGUAAUCAAGCUGUAUGAUAAAUUAUAACUUUAUCAUGAUGUGUUCAAAGGUAAUCUUGUAAAAUUUUGUUUUCUGCUAGAGAUGUGAAUAAAUCCAGCUGUUUGAAGAUGUUUUCACAUUAAUACAAAAGACAUUAGAGAUUUGACCUGUUUAACUU
Messenger RNA from Anarrhichthys ocellatus (wolf-eel), 2964 nucleotides. RefSeq names its product transporter associated with antigen processing, subunit type t, teleost specific (gene tap2t). Gene Ontology annotation, cellular component: membrane. Gene Ontology annotation, biological process: transmembrane transport. Bases 279 to 2408 code for a protein of 709 amino acids. The record is from RefSeq and is a predicted model, not a curated record. The transcript has 12 exons. Lineage: Eukaryota; Metazoa; Chordata; Actinopteri; Perciformes; Anarhichadidae. Gene Ontology annotation, molecular function: ATP binding; ATP hydrolysis activity; ABC-type oligopeptide transporter activity.